This is a messenger RNA of Myiozetetes cayanensis, 1904 nucleotides long. RefSeq names its product mucolipin TRP cation channel 1 (gene MCOLN1). Gene Ontology annotation, molecular function: NAADP-sensitive calcium-release channel activity. The transcript is spliced from 14 exons. Bases 26 to 1765 code for a protein of 579 amino acids. NCBI's taxonomy places the organism in Eukaryota, Metazoa, Chordata, Aves, Passeriformes, Tyrannidae. Gene Ontology annotation, cellular component: lysosomal membrane; plasma membrane. The record is from RefSeq and is a predicted model, not a curated record.
UCCCCGUCCAUGUCCGUGUCCCCCCAUGUCCGACGUCACUGUCCCCACCGAGGCCGGCGAGGGGCGGAGUCAAGAGCUGGAGACCGAGCGGCUGCUGAGCCGCGGCCCCGGGUACGGCGCGGCCGAGGCGGCCCCGGCGGCGGAGCGGGACGAGCGGGAGGAGCGGGAGGAGCGGGAGGAGCUGGAGCUUCGCCGUCGCCUCAAGUACUUCUUCAUGAGCCCCUGCGACAAGUACCGAGCCCGCGGCAGGAGGCCCGUGAAGCUCGGGCUGCAGCUCGCCAAGAUCAUCCUCGUCACCGUCCAGCUCAUCCUCUUCGGGCUCAGCAACCAGAUGGUGGUGGCCUUCAAGGAGGAGAACACGGUGGCCUUCAAGCACCUCUUCCUCAAGGACUACGUGGACGGCGCCGACGACUCCUACGCCGUCUACACCCAGCGGGACCUCUACGAGCGCGUCUUCUACGCCCUGGAGAAGUACCUGGCGCUGCCCAGCGAGGCCCUCGGGCGUUACGCCUACGUGCGCGGCGGGGCCGGGAACGGCUCGGCCCUCCUGCUGUGCCAGCGCUACUUCCGCAAGGGCCGCAUCGACCCCGCCAACGACACCUUCAACAUCGACCCCCACAUCGUCACAGAUUGCCUGGGGGUGGAUCCUGAGGACCCCCAGCCCCCAGCUCUGGAUGGCACCUACAGGAACUUCACCCUCAAAUUCCACAAGCUCGUCAACGUCACCAUCCAGUUCCAGCUCAAGGCCAUCAACGUCCAGACCAUCAUCAACAACGAGAUCCCCGACUGCUACACCUUCACCAUCACCAUCACGUUUGACAACAAGGCCCACAGCGGGCGGGUGAGGAUCCACCUGGACAACCACGCCCACAUCAAGCAGUGCAAGGACCCCUCAGUCUUCGGGAGAGGUGACAAUUCCUUCCGGCUGUUCUUCGAUGUCAUCGUCAUCCUCGUGUGCUCCUUGUCCUUCAUCCUCUGCGCCCGCUCCAUCGUCCGCGGCCUCGCCCUGCAGCUCGAGUUCAGCCGGUUCUUCCAUCGCCGCUACGGGCGCGGCGUGUCCCUGUCGGACCGCAUGGAAUUCCUGAACGGGUGGUACAUCCUGCUGGUCAUCAGCGACGUCCUCACCGUGCUGGGCACCCUCAUGAAGAUCGGCAUCGAGGCCAAGAACUUCGCGGGGUACGACGUGUGCAGCAUCCUGCUGGGGACAUCCACGCUGCUGGUGUGGGUGGGGGUCAUCCGCUACCUCACCUUCUUCCAGAAGUACAACAUCCUCAUCGUCACCUUGCGCGUGGCCCUGCCCAACGUGAUCCGCUUCUGCUGCUGCGUGGCCGUCAUCUACCUGGGCUACUGCUUCUGUGGCUGGAUCGUGCUGGGCCCCUACCACGUCAAGUUCCGGUCUCUGUCCAUGGUGUCCGAGUGCCUGUUCUCCCUCAUCAACGGUGACGACAUGUUCGUGACGUUUGCGGAGAUGCAGCAGCACAGCCACCUGGUGUGGCUCUUCAGCCAGGUGUACCUGUACACCUUCAUCAGCCUCUUCAUCUACAUGGUGCUCAGCCUCUUCAUCGCCCUCAUCACCGGCUCCUACGAGACCAUCAAGCACCAGUGUGAGGGUGACACUCCGGUGUCCCAGCUCCACGCCUACAUCGCGCAGUGCCAGGACAGCCCCAAGUCCGGGAAGUUCCGCCGGGACAGCUCCUCGUCCUGCUCCGUGUUCUGCUGCUGCGAGAGGGCUCCCCUGCAGGACAACGCUCUGCUGGUCAACUGAGGGACCCCCAGGAUGUGGGGGGAAGGACCCCCAGGACGAGGGGGGGGACCCCCAGGAAUCCCCCCCAACCCCUCAGCUUUUAACUUAUUUUGUCACCUGCUUUUACCCACUCGGGGGUCCCAAAUUUGGGGGGGGGCUC